AGGGCGCGGCUUGUCCAGACGUUCUCUGUCCUGACGACGACGACGAUGUCGCCGAAGUUGAUAUUUCUGCUGGGAUCCUUGUGUCUACUCGUCGGGACACAGGUCAGAGCGCAAGAUGAAGAAGGAGCCGAUGGGGUUGACGCAAAUGCAGAGGAACUUUGUCAGGACAGGCCGGGCGACGAAUACUUUCGCUUGAGCGUUGAAGGAGACUGUCGCGAUGUCGUGAGGUGCGACAAAGCCAGCGAGAUUGGAGUAACCAGGCUGGCGACGGUGCGGUGCCCCACGGGUCUCGCGUUCGACAUCGAGCGGCAGACCUGCGACUGGAAGACGAAUGUGAAGAACUGCGAUCAGCUCGAGAAGCCGCGUAAGGUCUUGCCCAUCCUUAAGACCGACGAACCCGUUUGUCCAGAGGGAAAAUUGUCGUGCGGUAACGGCGAGUGCGUCGACAAGGAGCUCUUCUGUAAUGGCAAACCUGACUGCAAGGACGAGUCCGAUGAGAACGCCUGCACCGUGGAAACCGAUCCCAACCGCGCUCCAGAUUGCGAUCCCACGCAAUGCGUCUUACCUGACUGCUACUGUUCGGCCGAUGGCACCCGUAUACCCGGCAACAUCGAUCCCCAGCAAGUGCCGCAGAUGAUCACAAUCACUUUCAACGGCGCUGUAAAUGUGGACAAUAUCGAUCUCUAUGAGGAGAUCUUUAACGGGCAACGUCAGAAUCCGAACGGCUGCCAGAUCCGCGGUACAUUCUUCGUUUCUCACAAGUACACCAACUAUUCGGCGGUACAGGAUCUUCAUCGACGCGGACAUGAAAUCGCGGUAUUUUCAUUGACGCACAAGGAAGAUCCGCAAUAUUGGAGCCAGGGUACGUACGACGACUGGUUGGCAGAGAUGGCUGGUGCCAGGCUGAUCAUCGAGCGUUUCGCCAACAUCACCGAUGGCUCUAUCAUCGGUGUGCGGGCCCCUUACCUCAGAGUAGGUGGUAACAAACAGUUCGAGAUGAUGGCUGAUCAGUUCUUCGUAUAUGACGCCUCCAUCACUGCGUCUCUGGGACGUGUGCCAAUUUGGCCGUACACAUUGUACUUCAGAAUGCCUCACAGGUGCAACGGCAACGGUGGCAACUGCCCGUCGAGGUCGCAUCCAGUUUGGGAGAUGGUGAUGAACGAGCUGGACCGUAGAGAUGAUCCUACCUUCGAUGAGUCUUUGCCAGGUUGUCACAUGGUUGACUCCUGCUCCAACAUCCAGACUGGCGAGCAGUUUGCUCGUCUGCUCAGACACAACUUUAACAGGCAUUUCAAUAGCAACAGAGCGCCGCUCGGUUUGCACUUCCAUGCGUCCUGGUUGAAGAGUAAGAAAGAAUAUAAGGAAGAGCUAAUCAAGUUCAUCGAGGAAAUGAUCGCCAGGAGCGACGUGUACUUCGUCACCAUGGUUCAGGUAAUUAAAUGGAUGCAGCAGCCUACUGAGCUCUCAGCGCUCAGAGAUUUCCAGGACUGGAAGGAGACCUGUGACGAGAAGGGUUUACCCUAUUGCUCGUUGCCCAACGCUUGCCCUUUAACGACCAGAGAGUUACCCGGAGAGACUCUGCGUCUCUUCACCUGCAUGGAGUGCCCCAAUAACUAUCCAUGGUUGUUGGAUCCGACCGGCGACGGCUUCUCCGCGAGAAAGUGAUCCAUCAUCCGCGAAACGAAC
Trachymyrmex septentrionalis is the source of this 1686-nucleotide messenger RNA. RefSeq lists its product as uncharacterized. The coding region runs from base 46 to 1665 and encodes 539 amino acids. Gene Ontology annotation, cellular component: extracellular region. Gene Ontology annotation, biological process: carbohydrate metabolic process. Gene Ontology annotation, molecular function: chitin binding; protein binding. NCBI's taxonomy places the organism in Eukaryota, Metazoa, Arthropoda, Insecta, Hymenoptera, Formicidae. The transcript has 6 exons. The record is from RefSeq and is a predicted model, not a curated record.